UUGACGGCAUUCCAAUUUCUAUUCGUUAUUAUUCAUUUUGCCAACCAUUUCAAAGAGAAUAAAGGUAAUCAAUAUAACCAACCAUAGCUUCGCGUUCGAUUACGGGCAUUUGCAGCCUCAUGCGCUUCAAGUUGUAAUAUUAUUUUCAAAAGGUCUAGUUUUGUAAAUAAGUGACUACUAUCGGUUAGACGGAAAAAUCGUUAAAAUGUAUAGAAAUAAAAAAGACGUUGAUAAGCACGUCGAAAAUUUGCUGAACAAAAUAUCUUCGAGAGAGUUUAAAAGUCGUGCUUAUUCCAUCGCUCGGUUGUAUUUUGAAGUUGGCGAUUUUGCGAAUUGCCAAAAAUAUGUUGAGCAAUAUCUUACUCAAAAAGAUAACAAUGCAGCGGCUUAUAAACUUCUCGGACAAGCUUUGCAGAAGAUGGGACAAAAAGAAAAGGCUUUAGAACAAUACAAAACUUCCCUGGACAUUGACCCAGCCCAGACAAGCACUAUUCUAGACAUUUGUGAACUUCUAGCUGAUUAUGAUGUGGAAAUAGAACCUGGACGUGCAAAAUACUGGUGUGAAAAAGCAGAAGCAAUAUUCCCUAGACACCCUGUUACUUUUCGACUCCGUGAAAGACUUCUAUCCUUGCAAAAUCCAAAUCCUGAAGCACUAGUCAAAUUAAUAACCACAGAAUUGGCAAUAAGACCAAAAGAUGCACAACUUCAUGCACGUUUAAUAAAACAUUAUAUUAGCACAAAUAAAUUAAAAGAAGCUUUUGAACACAGUUGCAAUAUUGAGUUUGGUGAAAAUUUUUUCAUGAGUAAUUAUGCUUGGUAUGAAAUUUUAGCCAAUCUUGUGGUAAAUAGUGGAAUUAACCAUAAUGAAUGGCUGUACCAGUUAUUGCUUUUAACUGUUAGAGAACGUUUGUGUGUCUUAAGUUUAACUGAAACACCAAGUGGUACAUCAAAAAGCUUAGUAGAGUCACAAGAGUUUCUACAAGCCUAUGAUCAGUCAAUUGAAAUAGUUGCAAAAACAGGUCCUAGUCCUGGCCAUGGAGAUUUUCAUGCAAGUUUGCUUCAACAUCAUAAAGGACAAUUUAGCUUACAUGCUGCUACACUGUUACUGAAGAGGGCAAAGAAAGACCAGUUGAAUUGGAGAGAUGCUGUAAAAUAUGCUGCACCAUUGAUGUUAAUAGCAUGGCAAACAUUACCACUUGAUCCAAAAGUAAACUGGGUUAAACAUGCCCCAGAAAAACAGUCAAAUGCAGUUAGACGGUGGUUUUCUGAAGGAACAUACAGGUGCUCUCAAGCAGGUCAUUAUCUUUUGUCAAAUAUUCAAGAUAAGAAUCAAAAAUUAGAUCAAAUAUCACAUACACUUGUUGGAACAACUUGGAGGGAAACAAUCUAUGAAAAAAUUUUUAAUAAAAGAAGUCAAUUGGAACUAAUUAAAUCUUCAUAUUUUGCAUCAGACGCUUAUAAACCUCCAGUUUUAAGACUACCUCGCAAAAUUGAAGUUGAAGCAUAUGAUGAUGAUGCUCAAAAAGUAUUUGGAAAUUCACUACACCAUUAUGUGUGGACACUUCUGAACUAUAAAGAUUACACUCAAUUUCGAUGCACUCUUUUUAAUUUAUCAACUGUAACAAUGAGUAGCUGUGGGCCCGAAACUUUAAAUAAUCUAGAUAUUUAUGCAUUUCUAUACUGUGCUACGUUAACUGCCCAUCAACAAAAACUUACCAGGAUGUCUUAUGUUUCCACUGACAAACCAAAUGUUUUACCUGCUCAUAUUACAGAUUGCCUCUGUACACUUUCGCAAAUGAAAUGGUGGGAUUGUGCUUAUAAAUUUUGUCAAAGUGAAUUAGGUACUGAGCUUACAGAUAUUAGAGCCACAUUGAGUCAAGGUAUAGAGGUUGUUAGAUGUGUUGAUAACCAUGGUCUUGAUCCACAUCUUCUUUGUUUACUGGGACAAUUAUUUAAUAACAAAGCUAAAUCUAUUUCAAAUUUCGAAGAGAAGAAUCAUUGGAAAUUCCGUGCAGCAUUAUACUACUCUUCUUCAAUUCCUCUGCUUGAAAAGUUGAUUAACAAAAUUUUUGUAAAAAUACCAGAAAAGAGAAUGUUUGCCUAUAUCAACAAGGAACAUAACUCUAAAGAAUUGAAUUCUUUAAUAGAAGAGAGCAAAUUAUAUGUUGCAUCUCAUCAUUUUGAUGAAAAUGAAUAUGACAAAGUUAUUGACAUUGCUUCAUCCUUAAAAUCUCCAGAAGCUUACUACCUUCUUGGUCAAACAUAUACUAAAAUUGCUGUUUUAGAAAAUGAUAAUUCUAAAGAUUUUUCAGUUAAUACUAAUUCAAGCUUUUUUGUAAUGAUGAAAAAAGCUAAGCAUUAUUGUUACAAAGCCUUGGACAGGCUUAGACAAAUUGAACCUGACAGAAACCACCCUUUGUAUGUCAACAUCCAGGAUUUGAUAGAAAACAUUAAAACUUACUUAAACAGAGCAGAUCCUGAUGUAUCAAUAAAUGACAAUUUCAAGGAUGACUCUGAUUCAUCUGUUGACCUUUUGCCAGUCCGAGCUACCGCACAACAUACUCGUAAUCUGAGUUCUACGCCUAAACCUAAACCUAACCUAAACAACUCAAAUAUGACAAAUUAUCGAACAGCGGUUGAUUCUCAAUUCAUGGACACUUCAAGAAUUGAUCAUCAAUUUUUAGAAAGAAUAGAGACAGAAAUCAGAAACUUAAACAAGAGAGAUGCUACAAUUAAUGAUUUUAUGCAACAAACAAGAAUAUGGUUUGAUGAGAAUCGCAACUUAGGAAAUCAAAUAACUAACACUAUUCACUCUAAUGUCCAAAUAACUACGGAUCAAAUAAAACUUCUAAAAAUUUCAGUAGAUCAUGUAAAGGAUCAAAUAGACCAGUGUAGAAAUGAAUGCAAAGAUGUCGGUGAACUAAAAAAGCAAAUUGCUGAAUUAAAAAUAGAAGUAAACAAGUUAAAAAAACCAGCAGAAGCAAGUGAUGAGAGUGAUUUAUACAAUACAGAUAAAGAAUGCAGAAAUAAUGAGAACACACCAGGCUAUGCUACACAACUACCUUAUAGUCCUGCUCAAGCUAUGGCUUCAUAUAAUCAGAGACUUGUUCCACCUUUUCCAGCACCACCUAAUUCAUACCAUUUAUAUGGACAAAAUUUUUAUAACUUAUACAAUCACUACGCCCAAAUAGCUCAAACGUCAACACCUGGAACUGCUCCUAUAUUUGAACAUGCCAGGUCCCAAAUGGCGCAAUAUCCAGGUGUAUAUCCAACACCAGAACAGAUGUUUUUAGAUAUUGCACAACUUGUUCCACCAGCUGUACCAGUACCCCCAGUUCCGACUGUCCCAGUGCCUUCAGCUCCGACUAUCCCAGUUGUACCAGCUACACCAAUAACUACUGUUACAACAACAGAUAAAUCAACAGUUCCGGUUAUUUCAACACAAUCUUCAAUAUCUAAAUUGGUAAAUAAAACAUCCAAAGAGACAGCUAAAUCGUUACCUGUCAAUGUUGUGAUAACAUCUUCUGAUCCAUUACCUACAUGUACUACAGCACCACCUCCUAUACUGAGUGUCACUAUUCCUCCUAAACAUAUAAAAAGCUCCCCUCAUAAUUAUCAAAUUCCUAUGCCAUCUGUGGAUGAAACAAAAACAGUGUCACCAUCCGUUUUUAGUAUUCCAAAUUCAGGAAUAACUGUGAGUUCAUCGACAAAUUGGAGUCAAUCAUCCAUUUUUAAAACAACGCAGUCAAUUCCUGUACUCAACAAGAUGGGUGAUAUAUCAUUGAUAAAGGAUGCUGCUAAAACUGAAAUUAAUAAUGCCAGUAUUGAUCCUUCACCAAAUGCUAGUCUUAAUAAAUCGAGAACAAUAUCAGAACGUAGCAAUACAUCUAUUGAAAGCUAUGAUCCAUGUCCAGACUUCAAGCCGAUAGUACCAUUACCUGCCGAAAUAAAAGUGAAAACCGGAGAAGAAGAUGAAUUUACAAUUUUUUCUUCAAGGGCUAAAUUGUUUAGGUUUGUAGACAUGCAAUGGAAAGAAAGGGGCCUCGGCGAAAUUAAAUUAUUAAAACAUAAAAUUACUGGAAAAGUAAGAGUUUUGAUGAGACGUGAACAAGUUCACAAGAUUUGUGCUAAUCAUGUAAUUACUUCUGAAAUGGAAAUUUCACCAAUGAAAAAUGAAACAAAGGCCUAUUUUUGGGUCGCCAACGAUUUUGCAGAUGAAGCAGUGGUACUUGAAAUGUUUUGCAUACGUUUCAAGACUUCUGAUAUAGCACAGGAAUUUUAUAGAAAUUUUGAAAAAGCACGCUUAGAAGCAGCUAAUUCAAAGACUGUUGAAAUCCACACUGACAAACAUGAUUUAAAAAAUACUACCAAGGCAUCUACCCCUAGUGACGUUUCUUCCAAAUCUGAAGACCAUCCUAAAUCUACUCCUGGUAAAUCUGUGCUUGGAGGAUUCACUUUUAGUAGUACACCAAACAUAAAACCAAUUAAGGAUGAAAAAGAAGUCUGUUCUAAACCAACUGAAACAACUGUAGGUAAAUCCAACCCAUUUACUGGCUUUUCUUUGAAAUCUAUGUCAAGUUCACCAUUUUCCAAUUUGUCAACUGUGAAUACGAAUAUAUUUAGUAAAAAUACUACACCUCCACAAGACGCUGCUAAAAAAUUAAACAUAUCUGACACAGUAGAGGACUUUGAACCCACUGCAGAAUUUAAACCAGUUGUACCUUUACCUACAUUGAUUGAUCAAAAAACUGGAGAAGAAGACGAAAAUGUGUUGUUUGAGAACCGUGCUAAACUCCUACGUUUCGAUGCUUCAGACAAAGAAUGGAAAGAGCGAGGACUAGGUAAUAUGAAGUUACUUAUACACAAAGAAAAUACCCAAAAAGUACGAUUACUAAUGAGACGAGAACAAACUUUGAAAGUAUGUUGCAAUCAUUCAGUAACAAAAUUUAUGAUAUUCCAAAAAAUGCAGAAUAUGGAGAAAGCUGUUACUUGGUGCGCUAAGGACUUUUCAGAAGGAGAACUGGUAACACAAACAUUUUGUUUGCGUUUUAAAACUCCAGAGCAAUGCGGAAAAUUUAUUGAUGCUGUAAACAUGGCACAGAAAAAUAUGGAAGAUGAAUCAAAAACUUCCAAGGAAGGAAACAAUGCAGCCACACAGAACAAUCAAACUGGAUUUGGAGAUAAAUUUAAGUCAAAACCAGGGUCUUGGUAUUGUGAAACAUGUUAUACCAAUAACUUGGAAAGUUUUGACAAAUGUGCUUGUUGUGAACAACAGAAACCACAACUUGUUGUGAAUAAUAAAGAAUUAGGUUUUGGAGACAAAUUCAAAAAGCAUCCAGGAACAUGGGAGUGCCCGAUGUGUUUAAUUCGCAAUGAAAUUGGAGUAAAAAAUUGCAUUGCCUGUAAAACACUUAAAGAUCCUUCAGAAACAAAUAAUAAACCAGAACCAGAAGUACAACCAUUGCAAUAUUCUUAUGGAAUACCUGGUCAAAAUGCUAAAACCUUAGAAAAUAAAACAAUACAGUUUCAAAAUACAAAUAUUCAAAUAUCAACUGAUUCAAAAGCUUCUAUUCCGAAAUUUAAAUUUGGUAUUGCACCAGCAUCACAUGAAUCAAACGAGGAAACUAAUUCAGAAGUUGAUGCACCCACUUCCACAUCUAUAUUUGAUGGUACUGGUACACACACAUUUAAAUUUGGUAUUCCAUCAAAUUUGACUGUAAAGCCCCAAAAUUCACUUGAAAUUAAAAAACCAAUGAGUACAAUGUUUGAUUCACCUAAGACUUCAGUAGCUGCUGAAAAACCUUUGAACAUAAAUUUAAAAAUAGAACAUGAAAAUGAGAGUAACACAGCUGUAUUAUCUAAAUCAAAAGAUCUUACGUUUGGUUCUAAUGAAAGUGGAACAUUCAAUUUCGUUUUUAAACCAAAAACUCCAGUAAAAUCCAAGAGUCCAUUGAAAAAUCCAAAAAGUCCUGGUGAGGACAGUGAUGGAAAUGAUGAGUGUGUGUCAGAAGAGGAGUCGUCCCAGAUACAAUUUACACCUGUUAUUCCCUUGCCUGAUGAGGUUCAAGUUGUAACUGGGGAGGAAAAUGAAACUGAACUUUAUGGCCACAGAGCCAAACUAUAUAGAUUUAUGGCUGGCGAAUGGAAAGAAAGAGGAAUCGGAGUUGUAAAAAUUUUGAAACACAAAGAUACAGGCAAGUUAAGAGUUGUAAUGCGACGGGAGCAAGUUCUAAAAAUAUGUUUAAAUUAUGCAUUAGCGCCUGAAAUUACAUUUACUCCCAAAGAUGAAAAAACGUGGUUGUUUGCUGCUAAUGAUUAUAGUGAGGGAGAGUUAAGCUUACAACAAUUUUGCCUUCGAUUUGCAAAUAAAGAAACAGCUACUGAGUUCAAAGACGCAGUUGAUAAAGCCAGGGAUGGUAAAUCUAUUGAAAUAAUGAAAAAAGAUGAUAAAUGUAAUUCAGAAAGUAUUUCUGGAAAGAGUGAACAAAAUAUUGAUGAGGAUGAUGUUAUUUUUGUGAGUGAAACAGUUGCCACUGUGGAAGAAAAACAGAAAGCAAAGGAUCUAUUACUUCCGGAAAACUUUUACAAUUACAAAUGUAAAGAUCCAUGUCAAGGAUGUCGGGGUUGCAAAGAAAAUGAGUUUGUAAAAAAAACUGAUUCUCCAGUUAAUAUUAGCAACUCAACAAAUCCACUAGAACAUAUGACUAUGGCAGCUCUUCUAUCGACUCCUAGUAAAACGACUCCAUCUUCAUUUCAAAGUCCUACUAAUUCAUUGUAUGGCACUCCAUCUAAUUUUGAAAAGACUUACGAUACCUCAAUUUUCCGUACUCCACUAGGAUCAAUUGGCUCAUUAAAAUCCGAUACACCUACAUCAACAAUAAAAAAAUCUGAUCUUUUAAUUAGCAAAGAAAAUGAUUCAAUACAAAAACCCUCAGUUUAUUCAACAUCAACUGUUGAGGAGGUUGAAGCAACUGAGAUAAAUUCAAAGUCUAAAGGUGUUAUACUUGCUCCCCCAAAACUUACUAAUGUUCCCUCAAAUGAACAAAAAGCUCCAGAAAAAAGCUCCAUUUUUACUAGUGGUCAAAACAAACCUAUGUUUGAUCAAUCCAAAUUUUUAUUUGGUAGUGCUGCUGCUGGUACUUCUAGUAAUAAAUCAAUUUUUUCAUAUUCAAGUGAUAACUCACCUAAAAAUCCAAAAGAUGAUGUGAAAUCAAUAUUUGGUGGAGCCCAGAAAGACUUUUUAUUUAGUAAUGUAGCACAAAGUAAAAUUUUUGGCCCAGGAUCAAUAGCUAGUAAUCAAUCGAAACCAAGUAUUUUUAGUACACAACCACAGACUGAAGAAAAAAAGAAUGUGUUCGUAAAUAAUGACUUGCAGUGUGGGAAUAACGCAACUAUUAAUUCUAAUCAGAAAAAAACAAAUGAAGACAUCUCAGAAAAAUCCAAUGUAGCCAAAAAAGAAGAGAUAAAUAGUGAAGGACCCUUCAGAAUUGAUAAUAAACUAUCAUUUGCUGCUUUGUCUACGGGUAGUGGUGAUAAUUUUCAGAAAAAGGCCGAUUUUCAAUGGGAGGGUGCAGGUCAGCAACUGUUUGCUGGUGGACAGAGAAUAGAGGGAGAUAAUUCUAAAACUGAAAGCAAUGCAGUAAACGAAAAAAGUGGAGCUGCAGGUGAUGAAGAAUAUGACCCAUAUUAUGAACCUAUUGUACCUUUACCUGAAAAAAUUGUGAUCACUACUGGUGAAGAGGAUGAGGAAAAAUUGUUUGGCGAAAGAUGCAAAUUAUUCCGUUAUAAUGAAUCUCAAGAAUGGAAGGAACGUGGUGUAGGCGAAAUAAAAAUUCUGUAUCAUCCAGAAAGAAAAACGUACAGAUUUUUAUUAAGAAGAGAACAGGUUCAUAAAGCUGUAUUGAAUAUGCUGUUAUUUGCGGAUUUGGAAUUACACCCAAUGAAAAAUUCUGAUCGAGCAUGGAUUUGGGCUGGGAUAAAUUAUGCAGAAGACCCAUCUGGUCAGCAGGAGACCCUAGCUGUCCGAUUUAAAUCGAUCGAACUGUUCAAUGAGUUCGGCAAUAAGGUCGCCCAAUGUAUACAGAAGCUGCAAGAUGAAACAGCUGCUAAGCCUAUUGAAGUGAAAAAAUCUCAAGAAACAAAUGAGGCCAGUUUCACCAAUCCCAUGCGGUUGCCGAAACAUUUGCAAGACAGUGCACGAGCAGACUACGCGAUGACGGCAAAAGUGGAACAGCAAACUCAGAGAGACGAAGUCGUGGACCCGAAACCAGAAGCUGUGUUCCAAGUCAGACCAUCACCGUCCAAAGAAAAUUUUCAACAAGUACAGUUCCAAGAAAUGCGCCAAUCAAAGGAAUAUGACGUUGAUGAAGAAUAUGACGACGAUAAUGGCGAAGAUAAUUAUGAUGAGUAUGAUCCCGACUAUGAGCACAAUGAAUACGACCAUGAAUACAAUGAAGAUGAAGAGGAAGAAUCUGGUGAAUAUUAUUCGUGUGAUGGAGAAGCAGUUAUCAAGCAAGGCAGUUCAGAAACGACGUGUGAGAACGCUCGCAUCAUCGUGAUAUUUGAUCAGGAUGUUUGCUCACCUAAAAUUCUGAUCACUGACAGUGGAACUGGAGAAAUCCUUGCCGAUAUGCUUAUAAGCACAGAUACUGAAUUUGAGAUUUCUAGUGAUACUACGUGCAAAUGGUCAGGAACGGACUUUACGAGCAAUGAUCCCGUUGAAAAGUCUGUAACAGUUAACUUCCCCGAUAGUGAAGUCGCAGCACAGUUCCAUGAAAGUUGUGAGACUUUAUGUAAAGGUGCAUCGCUGUACAGAUCAGAUCCAGAAUCGUAGGAAUAUUUCAAAGUAUUUUAAUAUAGUUUUAUAAUUUGUGUUUAAGAAGUAGGUUUUGUGCCACCUUGGUAUUUGAACAAAGUUAUCAUCAAUAUUUUCACAUAUUUUAUUAAUGUAAUAUUUAAUUUAAAAACAACAAGUAAAAUGCGAGUUUUUUUAAUGUAUGGUACAUUACCACCACCACCACCACUACCACUUAUGAAACUAUCACUGAUGCAUAUAAUUAUAAUGUUUAGUGUGAUUUUACAAAAAUCAAUAGCAGGCUGUCUGUGAGAUAUUUCAUAGUAAGUAUAGUACUUAAAAUAUUUUGUCUUACUAUUUACUAAAUCAUUUUGUUUUCAAUACAUUUAUAAUUAUCUUUUAAUAAAUAUGUGUUAUAACUUAUCACAAGGAGAUCUAACCAACACUUGUUACUUAUUUAUUAAAAAGAUAAAAAAGUAGUAAAUUAUUUUUGUAUUUUAUGUCGUUCCUAGUUGGUUAGGUCUUCUUGUAUUCCUUUCUUGUAUUAAGUUAAUAUGUAGAGCUGUAAACCUAUAAGUUUCAUAGUAACUUCACAGUUCAAUGAUUCAGUCAAAUAAAAAGACUACAGAAGAGGACAUAACUCAGAGUAAAAUUGACAUUAUUGAAGUAUAAAAAUGUAUGUUGUUAAUAAAUCAAAUAUCGUCGUGUUUCCCUGUAUUACGUGGAUUAUAACAUAAUUGAUAUUAUAGAAAUGAGAAAAGGAUUGAAUUUCAAAUUAUGACAUUAAACAGUAAAUAAAUGAAUAUAGGACGAAAAAAAAAAUCUUGUUCUCAUUUUGGAAUCUGAUGUGGAAUGUAUUGUGGAAUGUGAAGAACUUACUUAUAACGUAAUAAAGAUGUUGAAAUAGGAAA
Bombyx mandarina (wild silkworm) is the source of this 9705-nucleotide messenger RNA. Its product is annotated as E3 SUMO-protein ligase RanBP2. Gene Ontology annotation, biological process: intracellular transport. The record is from RefSeq and is a predicted model, not a curated record. Gene Ontology annotation, molecular function: GTPase activator activity; protein binding. Gene Ontology annotation, cellular component: nuclear pore; cytoplasm. NCBI's taxonomy places the organism in Eukaryota, Metazoa, Arthropoda, Insecta, Lepidoptera, Bombycidae.